CUAUAAUGACAGCACAAGCACACACGCUUUGUCCACGAAACGCUGAUAUUUUUUUUAUUUCAUUUUAUUUCUCGCAUAUAAACAAAAUGUGAAGAUUGAUUUGUUUCUUUUUGCUAUUAUCUUAAUUGGUGUAUUAAAUAUGUGACUAUCAUAUAUUUAUAGAUGGCAAUUUGUUUUGUAUAAUCUAUUGUGUUGUCUGUUUAUAUAAAGAUAUUUUUUGUUCCAUCUGUUUGUCUUCUACCAAUUCUUUCGCUCUUGACCUGUUGCUUCCAAAAAAAUUCGUCAUGAUAAUAAUAAAUAAGGGGGAAGAAUAUCAUUACAAUUAUUUAAGGGUUGUUUAAAGUUGUAUACAUAAUGUCAAACUAUCCAUAUGAAUAUGCAAGAUGUCUAGAUAUGGAUCAAAUGGAAGAAUCAUCCCAAGCUCAUUUUUUGGAAGGUUUCAUUCCGCUUCUCACUCUUCACGAGACAUGUGGUGCACUUCUUAUAAUUUUGGUAAUCAUAUGGACGAGUUACUAUAGAGAUGGUUUCUCAUGGACAUCUAAUCCGCAACUUGAGUUUAAUUGGCAUCCUUUGUUAAUGACUAUAGGACUCGUGUUUCUGUAUGCUAAUGCCAUGCUCAUCUAUAGAACGCAAAGAAAUGUCCGCAAACGCCGACUAAAGCUGACUCAUGCAGGAAUGAUGUUAUUUAUUGUAUUAUUGACAGUGAUUGCUUUAGUAGCGGUCUUUGACAGUCAUAAUUUAGCUUCGCCAAAACCUGUGCCAAAUAUGUAUACGCUACAUAGCUGGGUGGGAUUAACGACUGUAAUAUUAUUUUGCUGUCAGUGGGUUGCUGGAUGUAUCUCGUACCUCUUCCCUGGGUUACAAUCUCCAUUACGAUCUUCUUAUAUGCCAAUACAUGUGUAUUUUGGCAUUGCAACUUUUAUUGGUGCAAUCGCAUCGUGUUUAUUGGGACUCAACGAGAAAGCAAUUUUCACAUUGAAGUAUCAAUACCAAAACUUUGUGGGUGAAGGAAUACUAAUAAACUGUAUAGGAUUGCUAUUCAUAUCAUUUGGUGGCUUAUCUGUAUAUUUGGUAACGCAGGAACGUUAUCGACGUUUACCAAGACCCGAGGAUGACGUCUUAUUGUCUCGCUGAUAUACUAAUUUCACUGCUUCCUGUGAUUCACUUCACAAUAUUAUAUAUCAAAUACCAAAUCUCAAAUUCAACGAAACGUACUUACUACAAGUUUCUUAGCUAUUGUAAGUUUUAUAUAUAAUUUAUAAGGCUGAUUUCUGAUUAAUUAAAAUGAUACAUCCGUUUUAAUUAAAAAAUAAUGGGAAACGAUAAUAAUUUAUCGAAUCUUUUUAUUACAUUCUAUUUAAAUUUUUUAUUAAUUGUUUUUCUUUUAUAUUUUAUUACUUAGAUAAAAUAUAUAUUUUUACGUAUGUGUGUGUGGUGCUAUAUAUUAUGUAUAAUAUUUACAUAUACUUUGUUACACGCAUACAUGUAUUUAACAUGUUAUAUUUUUAAAUUAUUUAAUUAAUAUAUAUACAAAUGUGUAAUAUAUAUAUAAUAUAUAUAAAUAUGUAAUAUGCAAAAAAAAAAUAUAUAUAUAUGUAAUCUCAA
This is a messenger RNA of Formica exsecta, 1605 nucleotides long. RefSeq names its product cytochrome b reductase 1-like. The transcript is spliced from 5 exons. Gene Ontology annotation, molecular function: oxidoreductase activity. The record is from RefSeq and is a predicted model, not a curated record. The coding region runs from base 355 to 1134 and encodes 259 amino acids. NCBI's taxonomy places the organism in Eukaryota, Metazoa, Arthropoda, Insecta, Hymenoptera, Formicidae.